AUGCCACUUUUUAGCUGGGUGAAAUGGCCAAAAAAUUAUUCCUACAAACAAACGCGCCAUGCUGGCUCUGAGGUGGUGACAAAGACUCUGCUUCGGGAGUUGAAGUGGCACCUGAAGGAGCAGGAGAGAUUAACACAUGAGAUCGACAGUGAGCAGGAAGUGGGAAAGACAGGUGUGGACUACAGCUGGUUGCGAAGCUACCAGACUCCUCACACCAUCCCAGCUACGGAACAAAGACAACUGGAAGUUCUUUGCUCCCAAGUACAACCCUGUCAAACCGGAACUGUUCUCAGCAGAUUUCGAGAACUUUUGGCAGAAAAUGAUGUACUUCCCUGGGAAGUUGUCUACAUCUUCAAGCAAGUUCUGAAAGACUGUCUCAGCAGUCCUGACAGAGGGGGUCACAAGGCCGGCCUGGGGGACUCUGACAUCACCUGUCCCCCUACCCCUGCACUCCCAGGUGAAAGCUCUGAGAGACCAGACAAAGAUGAGAUACCCACGAUUUCAAGUUAUGUGGACAGAAAUGCCAAGGACAGGCUCCCACCGUGUUCACACAGAGUAUGGAACCUGCCAUACUAUUACCCACCCAGCUAA
Molecule: messenger RNA, 591 nt
Organism: Apodemus sylvaticus (European woodmouse)
Lineage: Eukaryota; Metazoa; Chordata; Mammalia; Rodentia; Muridae
Gene: Rd3l
Product: RD3 like
Exons: 2
Coding region: 1-591 (196 amino acids)
Source: RefSeq, a predicted model, not a curated record